Molecule: messenger RNA, 1260 nt
Organism: Fomitopsis serialis
Lineage: Eukaryota; Fungi; Basidiomycota; Agaricomycetes; Polyporales; Fomitopsidaceae
Product: ferritin-like domain-containing protein
Exons: 5
Coding region: 348-1259 (303 amino acids)
Source: RefSeq, a predicted model, not a curated record
CGCACAGUGCCUGCACGAUGCAUCGACAAUGACGUCCAUUCGCAGAGAGAACACUCCCGAGAGACGUUUCAGCUGGCCGCGGCAGCAAAAUGGGAUUGCGAUGACUGGUGCGGUCACGUUUGCGAGACGAGCGCGCGCGCGCGCUCUAGCACCUGUUCCACCUGGCUUCUGUGCGCGUCUUCGGGCCACCCAAUAGCCAUGUCAGUGUGCUGAUAGAUCCGCGUCAUCGUUACGAUAUAUCGGCCUCCGUGCUCGUGCGUAUAAAGCGAGCAAGGGCAGAAGCUCCUUCGGCUUGCUUCGCUAGCUCUCGAGUUUACCUGACGGUCUUCCUCGCGCGAACGACCAUCAUGUUGUUCCCGACCGUCGUCCUCGCGCUCUCCUCUGCAUGGCUCGCCGCUGCCGCGCCGACUCGCCGCAGCGCGCCCGCCGCAGUGACAGACACGAGCAUCAUGCAGUAUGCGCUCACGCUAGAGCACAUCGAGCACGCGUUCUACGUGCAAGGCCUCGGGCAGUACGACGCGCAGGCGUUCUGCGACGCGGGGUACGAGCCUUGGGUCCGCGGCAGAUUCGCCCAGAUCAGGGAGCACGAGCGCACGCACGUCGAGUUCUUGACGAGCCAGCUUGGUGCGGACGCCCCGGCGCCGUGCAACUACUCCUACCCGUACACAGAUAUUCCCUCGUUUGUGGCGCUGUCGCAGACCCUCGAGGAGGUCGGCGCUGCGGCGUAUAUGGGCGCGGCGAUCUCUGUCGAAAGCCAGGACGUCUUGUCCGCCGCACUGGCCAUCUCGCAUAUCGAAGCGCGACAGGCGGGCUGGGUCAGCUCUGCCCUCCAGAAGGAACAGCCCUGGGACGGUGACUACGAGACACCCCUGUACUUCAGCGGUGUGUGGUCCCUCGCAUCGGGCUUCAUCACCUCCUGUCCCGCGACGAACCCCGACCUGCCCGUGCAAGCUUUCCCCGCGCUGACGCUCACGCCCGCCGCGCCCGUGAUGGGCCAGAACGUCAGUGUGUCGUACAACAGCACCGGCGCGCCCGUCUCCGCUAACGGCACGACAUGGCUGGCGUGGUACCACGACAUGAACACGACGUUCACUGCGAUUGGCCCGGACGGCAUUACGACUGUGCCGGACGGCCUGCGCGGGACGGUGUUCGCGGGUGUGGUGAGCAACACGACCGUGACGAGGGACGACGCGACGAUGUUGAGCGGACUGGCGGCCUUGUCGUUCCCGUAUAGCUCGUAUGCGGUCGUCGGUGCAUGAG